This is a messenger RNA of Nilaparvata lugens (brown planthopper), 7076 nucleotides long. It is a transcript of the gene Btk29A, whose product is annotated as tyrosine-protein kinase Btk29A. Gene Ontology annotation, molecular function: protein binding; non-membrane spanning protein tyrosine kinase activity; ATP binding. Lineage: Eukaryota; Metazoa; Arthropoda; Insecta; Hemiptera; Delphacidae. The record is from RefSeq and is a predicted model, not a curated record. The transcript is spliced from 17 exons. Gene Ontology annotation, biological process: intracellular signal transduction; peptidyl-tyrosine autophosphorylation. Bases 325 to 2367 code for a protein of 680 amino acids.
UGAAGUAUUUUCAAUCUAUUUUUACUUACGUUUGUCAAAAAGUUUAUGUUCCUAGCUAUCAUUCAAGAAUUAUCUUGUUACUCUAAAAGAGAUUAAAUCCUCAAACUUGUUCAUUCAUAAUGGGAACGAAAACAAGCUAAUUAGUUGGACAAAAAUUAGUUUCAGUGACAGACAAGUUAUUGGAUGUGUGUUUUUGUUCACCAAACAUCAGUUCUUUAGACGUUAAAAGUGAUAUCUUUACCAAAGUGUUGCAAAUAUAUUUCUUUGUUUUGCGGUGAGAUAUUUUAUAUGUAUAAUAUCCUGUAGAAUAAUAGAUAGAGUGUGAUGGCCGGCAGGGAUGUCGGUGAAGAAGUAGUGAAACAGGGAUUUAUGGUGAAGCGGUCCCAGAACAAGAAACGUUUCACACCCAUCAACUAUAAACAACGCUUUUUCGUCCUCACGCGAAAAUCCCUCAUCUAUUAUGACACAAAUACUGAGCGUAAGAAGGAGCGCGGCCGCAUAACUUUGGCCCAGGUGCUGGUUAUCGAGGAGGCAGACUUGGGGGGUACGGGCGGUUCGGGGGGCUCAGGUGCGGCUGUAGGCGGGGGCGUGAGUCAGCUACUGCUGCUGGAGCAAAGUGGGGGUGUGCAGGAGAGCUUGGCGGGCGGAGCGCCCCUGCAGGUUGGCUAUACCGACGCAACCGGCCAGGAGUACACGCUCUAUCUGAUCGCCGCCAAUCCACCGGAACGCGAUCUGUGGAUUGAUGCACUCAGGAUUGUGUGCGCGGAGAAUGUGACCGGGCGCACAUUAGACUGGUUCCACCUGGGCGUGUGGAACAGCAAGCGUUGGCCGUGUUGUCGCUACACAUUCCGCUCGGCCCCCGGCUGUCAGCGGACCACGCUCUGGUCUGACGGAUCUCAGUCUUCCCAAACCAACCCCAACCCCAACACAACCCUCGUCACGCCCAUCGAUAUCUCGCCUUCCAAAUUAGGAGCAGCUUCUUCUUCAGUCAUGCCGGGUGGUACUCCAAAAUCUAAGGACCCGGGAGUCAGGAGCAAAGUAGUGGUUGCUCUGUAUCCUUUCAAAGCCAUAGAAGGAGGUGAUCUCUCACUCGAAAAGGGUGCUGAAUAUGAGGUGAUCGAUGAUUCACAAGAACACUGGUGGAAGGUGAAAGAUGAUCAUGGAUCUAUUGGAUACAUUCCUAGUAACUAUGUCAAAGAAAAAGAACUACUUGGACUACAAAAAUAUGAAUGGUACGUGGGUGAUAUGUCUAGACAAAGAGCGGAAUCGCUUCUGAAGCAGGAGGAGAAGGAAGGAUGUUUUGUUGUUCGUAAUUCCUCUACCAAAGGCCUCUACACUCUCUCACUCUACACCAAAGUGCCACACCCUCACGUGAAGCACUACCACAUCAAGCAGAACUCACGGGGUGACUUCUUCCUGUCGGAGAAGCACUGCUGCGUGAGCAUCCCUGACCUGGUCAACUACCAUAGGCACAACAGCGGCGGUCUCGCCUCCCGGCUCAAGACGUCGCCCUGCGACAGGCCGGUGCCGGCCACUGCUGGCCUCAGUCACGACAAAUGGGAGAUAGACCCGGCCGAGCUGAUGCUGUUGGAGGAGCUGGGUUCGGGUCAGUUUGGCGUGGUGCGGCGCGGCAAGUGGAGGGGAUCCAUCGACACGGCCGUCAAGAUGAUGAAGGAGGGAACCAUGUCCGAGGACGACUUCAUCGAGGAGGCCAAAGUCAUGACUAAGCUGCAGCACCAGAAUCUAGUCCAGUUGUAUGGUGUGUGCAGUAAGCACCGGCCCAUCUACAUAGUGACCGAAUACAUGAAGCAUGGCUCCCUACUCAACUAUCUGCGUCGUCACGAGGCCACGCUUGACGCUAACGUCGGGCUCCUACUAGACAUGUGUAUACAGGUCUGCAAGGGGAUGGCCUACCUUGAAAGGCAGAACUAUAUCCAUAGAGAUUUGGCCGCUAGAAACUGCCUUGUUGGUUCAGAGAACGUAGUCAAAGUAGCCGACUUUGGUCUGGCCAGGUAUGUUCUUGACGAUCAAUAUACCAGUUCUGGCGGUACAAAGUUCCCUAUCAAGUGGGCUCCCCCUGAGGUGCUGAAUUACACUCGUUUUUCAUCAAAAUCCGACGUCUGGGCCUAUGGUGUGCUGAUGUGGGAAGUGUUCACCUGUGGCAAGAUGCCAUACGGACGGCUGAAGAACACCGAAGUGGUGGAUAGGGUACAGCGUGGGAUCAUACUCGAACGACCCAAAAAUUGCCCCAAGGAAAUCUACGAUGUAAUGAGGAAGUGCUGGUGUCACAGCCCCGAGGAGCGGCCGUCAUUUCGUCAGUUGAAAGAGCAGUUGUCGGUGGUCUCACAGGGUCUGCUCGCCGACUGACUCUCUCUCCUCAUCUAUGCGCCAUGUCCCCGCUCCUCGCCCUCCUGUCCACUCUGUCGUCUCAUCGCCUACUUCAACUAGGUCAAUCACACUGUUUUCGAACAAUUGGAUAAACGUUGCCGUCGCCGACGAGCAAUCGCUAAGCACCUUUCGAACAAUUGGUGAAAUGUUGCUGUCGGCUUCGAGCAAUCGUUAAGCACCUUUCGUACAAUUGGUAAAAUGUUGCUGUCGGUUUCGAGAAAUCGUUAAGCACCUUUUGAACAGUUAUUGGAAAAAGUUGCAGUCGCCGUCGAGCAAUCGCUAAGCACAUUUCGUACAAUUGGAAAAGCAUUGCAGUCGCCGACGAGCAAUUGCUAAGCACCUUUCGUACAAUUGGAAAAGCAUUGCAGUCGUCAACGAGCAAUUACUAAGCACCUUUCGUACAAUUGGAGGAAUGUUGCCGUAGUCGACGAGCAAUAUUACUAAGCACCUUUCGUACGAUUGGAGAAAUGUUGCCAUCAAUGUUAAACAAUCGCUAACUACCUUCAGCUGAAUCUGAACAAAGAUUUGAACAACAGAUUGCCAUCGGUUAACUGCUAGCACCUUCGAAAUCAAACAUCAACGUUUCUUAAUUUAAACAGUGAUUGAAAUAAGUUAGCACGUUAGCUGAUGAGUUGCAUCUUCACCGACCAAUACAUCAGUCAACUGCUAGCUAGAUCGAUCAAUGAUUGAAUCAACAUAGAAUUCAAUAAAGUUAGGCUUGUUAAAAUAUCAAUAGAAAUCAAUGUAAAUAAAUCACAAUAUUGAUUGACCUGGUUGAAUAAAAUUGAGUUGAGUUACUUGAAUCAAUGUCACCUAUUGGAGAAGCUUGUUCUGUUUCAAUUCUAAAGAAUCAAAAGUCAUUUUAACUGAAGUUGAUGAAGUGAAAUCUUCUACAGAAAACCAUUCAGAAACCAAAUUCAUCUGGAGCUCGUUAGUUUAAAUUGGGUUUGACACACAAAUCAGCUUGAUCAAUGAAAGCAGAAAGUAGCUUGAAAUAAUUUUGAAUUAUUGGAAUCCAGUUUAAACUCGAGUUGAGUGCUAAGAACUGAAUUCAACCUAUGAGAGAGCAGCUUGUAAUGUAUCUGACCAACCAAGAGGCAGCCUUAUAUGAAAAAUAAAGCAGCCUCAUAUAUAGUCAACCAAUUAGAAGGCAACUUCAUCUGAUAUCGAUCAAUCAGAAAGCAGCUACUUCUGAAAUCGUCUUAUCAGAAAGUGAAUUCUUAUUAAGCUAACCAAUCAGAUGGCAACUUCAUCUGCAGCUCUUCAGCUUCAACCAAUCAGAAAGUUGAUUCAUCUUAGAUCAACUAAUCAGGAAGUGAGUUCCUCUGAAGCUAACCAACCAGAUGGCAACUUCAUCUGCAGAUCAUCAGCUUCAACCAAUCAGACAGCAGCUUGGACUGAAGUCAACCAAUCAGAAAACAACUCAAGGUGAAUGUGACCAAUCAGAAGACAGAAGCUAAGUGGCAGUGCCAACCUAAACUUCCUUAAACUUCCUUUCUAUCGCUUCCUCGAACAAGACUGUCGAAAAACAAGACAUUGAAACCACAGACUCAUGUUUUGCUUGCUAUAUUUAAGGUAUUCGGAAAUCUGCGCUGAAUUGCAGAUUAUUGUGUAGGGAAUGGGUAGUUGUAUUCAAACUUAGCAUAAAACGUCGAAAGUUGGGUCAUUUUAGUGGCCUGUAUCUACAAAAUUAUUUAGUGUUGCAUUGAGAGACUAGAUUGAUCGAAAGAUUUUUUAUUCAGCGUUUACGGUGUGUAUCAUUAGUGAUGAUUUUUAAAAUUUGACAAAAAGUGAAAAUUAUAUGUAGAAUUUUGGUAGCUGAGAUAUGUAGAUUGUUCCAUACUGCGUUAGUAUGUUUACAAUAUAGUUACUAAAAGAUGGGCCAAAUAAGUAUUUGCUACAAAAUCUGCUUGGUAGAAAUUGUUAGUUUCUUCAAGUAGGGCUCUGCUAUAAAGAGUUGAGUAGUUUUUGAUGUUAACAAAAAUCAGCUUAAGCUAAAUGUUGUAAGUAAUGUUUACUUUGACAAUACUCUUGUAAGCUGACGCCAUUUAAAUUGCUAAAUUAUGCUUGAAAACUGACUCAUCGCUUUCAAAUAAUGAGAAAGUUGAAUGUAUUUGUAAGUUCUUUUCGUAUUUAAAAAUGACAAUGACUUAUUCUGCUAGGUUCAAAUCAAGUUUUAUAACUAAGAUUCAUAAUCAGUUAUUGAUGGUGUAGGUAGUAUUUUUUACAAAAUUAAUAUUUUGCAAGACACAUUGAAAAAACAUGUCAACAUCAUUGUAUGUAAAUAAUAUUGCUGAAUAGUAAAGCUGGACUUGAAAUUGUAAUUCAAGUGUGCAAAUCUGGUUUUAUUGUAUUGGAUAGUCUAAGCUGUUACGUGGAAUAUGAUUGAAAAUUAAUAAAUAGCAUAGAAAUGAAUUAUUUUCAUAAUAUAAUCGAAAUUCUACUAAAAUAAUGGUUGUACUGUACUUAACCAGAUGGAUUUCUGUAUUCAUUCUCUAUAUAUUUCUGUAUGGUAUAAUAUUGAAAUCAACAGGUAAUGGAUGGAAAUCAACAGGUAAUGGUUUGAAGUAAUGGAACAAGAUAAUAAAGGAUUACAUUCACAAAAAUCACUUGAUCUAAUGUAUUGGAAACUUCUACUGUAUAUUGAAAAUUUGAAAAAUAAAAAAAAGGGGGGAUGCUCUUAGAGUGGUCAUACCACUCGGGACUCUGAAAAUAUUUUUUAAAAAAACAGGAAAAAACCAAGGUGCAAAACAGAAAAUUGAAUAAAAAUUAUUAAAAAAAACAAAGAAAAUAUAAAAAUAUUUGUUGAUGUACAUAUACAUAAUGUAUAUAAAACCCUCAAGUAUGAAAAAAAUGAUAUAAAAGUCUUUUAAAUGAAUUGGGAAAAUGCAUGUUGUAUAUUAUUACCUACACAGUCAUGGUAUUCAAGAUUAAUAACAUUACCUUGAAAAAAGUUAAGAAAUAUGCAUCAACUUAUACCUUUUGUGAAAGGUAGCAUGAUAACAUGCAUGUUGAUUAUCAAGAAAAAUUAAAAAAGUCAAUAGUAAACCUACUGAUUUCAGUAUUAGUCAAAUAAUUAUUGUAAAAAUAAUGUAAUCGUUUAACUUGUUCCAUUUCCCAAAAUAUUAAUACAUUGAUCCAUCAAAUUUAUUAGGAAUUCAUUAUUAAAUUUCUCUCAUUCACUGAAGACCGUCUCAGUAGAACAGGGGAUAAAACAUUUUCGUGCUAUCUAGUUUCUUAUCGUACACGCUUUUCAUUCACUUUCCAAUUUUCAUUCUAAAGUUUUGCAUCCAUAUUUUAUACACCAACACUUGAUCAAUGUGAUAUCAUCAUGAAUUAAGGUCAUUCAAGUCUAAUCUGUAUUUGACUUCAAAAAUACUGCACUACUAUAUACUUGCUUUUUGAACGUGACAAUUAACUUCUUGAUGAUUAUUUCAUUAUUUUGUACGUGCUCCAUCUGAAAAUGCCUGCUUGUUUUCUAUGUAGAAUAGCUUGGUGUAGCUAAUUCACUUUCAAACUUUCCAGAAAUGUUUUUAUAUAUUAUAUUAUGGAAAAAGCAAAAAAAUUAUCUUUAGCUAUUGGUAUUAAAAAGUGGCUUCUACAUGAAUCAAUGUCAUUUUCAAGUUUCUUGCUUUCUAAGCCCACCAUUUUGUAAUUUUCAAUGUUGUUAAUGCAAAAUAUGUUUAAUACUGAAGGAAUAUUAUUUAACUGACGACAAAUGUUUAUCCUUGAUUCUAGUUGGUGAUCUAGCGUAACUAAAUAGGUCACCAGAAUUGAAUAGAGCGAAUAAGAGAAAUAUUAUUAAAGAUUACGUAUUGUUUAUAAAAAGUUUUAUAAGAUUGUAUCUUCAUUAUUAGAGCUUACAAUAGAGCGAAUAAAUUAUUUUAAAAACUAGGUUGUUUUAUUGUUUGAACUGAGAUAGUAGCUCUAAAAACUACAGUAAUAUUGAGAUGAAAAGUAUCAUAUAUGAAGAUAAAAAUCACAUUGAGAUGAAAGUUAGUUUGUCAGUAGAACCAUCAAUAUUAUUUUCAAUGCAAAUAUAUGUAUUAUAUGUCUGAAAAUUUGUUCCAUAUUAUAUUAAUGUUGAUUUGAGGAGGAAUAAUUAUAUUAGUUUUACUACAAUUACGUUAAUGAAUAAGUCGGUCAAAAUUAGCGUAGAUUGUAUUUUGUAUCUCAAUUCGAGAACAAAUAAAUAGGGAAAUUUAUUUAUUACUUGUGAUUACCCGAUAUAUUUAGCUAUAUUAAAAUAGAUUUAGCUUGAGUACAUUGAAUAUGUACUAGUACAUUCCAGAGGCGAUAUAAAGGAAAUUAAGAAAUUGUGUUGAAUAUCAUGAUAGAUUUUUAGCUUAGUACCGUAUAUUAAAGUUUGAACGAUAUUAUAAUAUAAUGUUAUUAUUCAGUAACUAUAAGAAUUGAUAUUGAUGAGCAGUUACACUUGUUAUCCCAGUAUUUAACCGAACUACAUUAUUGUAAUCAUAGUUUUACGAUAUUCCACAUACACCGUUUACGGUACUGAAAGUGUUAACAUUUUUAUUACUGAAGAUAUUAUUAUCGUUAUACUAUGUGAUGAUUGUAUUGUAUCGAACUAUAAAUUAUUUGAAUGUAAGCUGUAUUAUUAUAGACAUUUUGUAUGAAAAUGUAUGUGUAAUUGUGCUAUCGCAGUUAUUAAUAGAUUUAUGUUCAAUCGA